AUGAUCGCCUCACUGCUCCUCGCUCUGCUUGCCACUGCUGAGGCCACCUGGUCGCCCCCGGUCUGGCCACCUGUUAUAAAACAACCCUAUUACUGGGGCGACGUGCUAAAUAUCACGAAAUGCUACUGCCAAGGCCUAAAUGAAGACAGGAAUGUGGGUCAUUACUACCAAUUCGACUAUCGGAACUAUCACAAUGAGCAAGAAUACACGUUGGCAUGGACAUGCGAUUCCGAUGUCCGCACUACAGGCUGGGGGACGAUCGGCUCCAAGCGAGUUGAUUUCCUGGUGCCAGACUGCUGGAAUGCCCAUGAUUUAUGGAGGAAAGAGAAACGAAAAGAAUGCAGCAGGUCUAACAUUGGGGAUACUUUCUGCUUUGAACUCGGGAACACUCGCGAUCCCUACGACUAUUACUACUUCAACGGGCAGAAGAGAGGGUUGCCAAACUUCGGUAUCAGGGAGUUUCCCCCGGAUCAAUGCGCUGCUUUGUGCCGGGACAAGGUGGGUGGGAAGGUUGUUGCGAGUGAUACGGAGGGAGGGUGGGAGAAGUUCUUGCCAGGUGUGGAUGACCGGUUGAUGACUCUAAAGAGCUCGUUUGAGAGCUACACCGAUCUUGAUGAUAUGACUGUCAUCUAG
Molecule: messenger RNA, 633 nt
Organism: Letharia lupina
Lineage: Eukaryota; Fungi; Ascomycota; Lecanoromycetes; Lecanorales; Parmeliaceae
Exons: 2
Coding region: 1-633 (210 amino acids)
Source: RefSeq, a predicted model, not a curated record